This is a messenger RNA of Physella acuta, 969 nucleotides long. Its product is annotated as ubiquitin-conjugating enzyme E2 T. Lineage: Eukaryota; Metazoa; Mollusca; Gastropoda; Physidae. The record is from RefSeq and is a predicted model, not a curated record.
UAAAUACUAAAUACAUAGGCCUACUGCUACUUUUAUUAUUGCUAAUCAAAAAUAUCUACUGACGUUAGAUGCCUUGUUAAAAAAAAAUGAAUAACAUCACCAAAGGCAGAAUGAAAAAGGAGCUUGAGAUGUUUUUAAACUCGCCGCCCUCUGGAAUAUCAUGUGUCCCAGUAAACGAUCAACUAGAUAAUCUGUCAGCUCAGAUCAUUGGUGCCUCUGGAACUCCUUUUGAGGGUGGAGUAUUUCAUCUUGAAAUCCAAAUUCCAGAGAGGUACCCCUUUGAUCCACCAAGAAUACGGUUUCUUACCCCUAUCUAUCACCCUAAUAUAGACACAAGUGGUAGGAUUUGCCUAGAUACUCUCAAACUUCCACCAAAGGGAACAUGGCGCCCCUGCCUUAAUAUAUCAACUGUGCUGAUGAUGAUCAGAGUUUUGAUGUCGGAGCCUGGGUCUGAGGAUCCCCUCAUGACUGAAAUAUGGCAAGAAUUUAAGUAUGAUUACACAACCUACGCAGAAAAAGCAAAACAAAUGACUCAGCUCAAUGCAAUGAAUAACAACAUCUGCAAAGAAAAUACACACCUGAAUAAAAGAGACAAAGAAGACACCAGCAGCCAUGUUAAAAGUGUACUGGACAAUACACAGAGCAACAAACGACCUGUAGAGUUCACAGAACAGCUGGAGAAUAUACAAAACCCUGAGGAUGUUUGUAAAAAGAAAUCAAAGUUGGCGAGGAAAGUAAAGAAAUGAUGGUUAUGGUUAUCAGAUCUAUUUUGUUGUCAAACACAGCUCAGAGCAAACUUGAAAUAUUUUCAUGGGGAUGAAAUUUUAAAUCCUGGACAGUCUAACUCGAAGCCCUGCAGUGCUGUGCUAGUUGUUAACCAUGCAUUAAUCUAUUUAAUUUGGUGAAUUUUUUGUACAUUUUCAUACCUUGUUUAAAAUGUUCUUGUAUUUGUAUAUGAAUAAACUAAUG